GGUAUUGAAACAGAAAGGGACUCUUGUGUGUUUUCGUUGUUGUCCUCAAAUGUAAAUGUUUUGUAUGCUAUGUUAGGUGUUUCGACUUCACUGUGGUCCAUCAUGAGGGCUAAUACAAUAUAACAUCACCAGCUAUUAUUACGACUCUUUUUUUCUGAAAAAAUGUAUUGUUAACUAAUUUAAUUGAUAUUUAUGUUUAUCACUUGCAGCCCAUGCUAUGUCUAGUUCCGUAUUGCUGACUGCAACAGCCAAUCAAAUCACAGUUAAUGUCUGGCGGGAAGGCUCACCUACAUCCUAUCAAAUAAACGUAUUGCUUUUGCGGACGCUGAAGCCAAUGAGCUUUCUGUUCCGGAAAAGAGGCCGGCGCUAUGGAUGUCAAUCAGUUGCCGGCAUUAGCUAGCUUGGCUGUCUUGUUAGCUAUUUAACAAAAGUGUGUCGACCAAGCAGGUUUUAAAAAGUGUCUUUACAUGUGUUGGUGUAGAUCUGAGGACGUGUUUAACACAUACACAGACUUGUUUUGUUAUCUAAUCAAAUACAUAAGGUGAGGCUGUCAGAACAUCGUAGCUAGCCGCCGGGUUGCAGUGCAGGCUAGUGGAUGUAUUUCUGCAUUAGCCCUGGGAUAGUUCGAUAGCUAGCUGAGAAGCGGUUAACACACGGAGGAGAAAUGAACCACAAAAGUAAGAAGAGGAUUAAAGAGGCGAAACGGAGCGCCAGACCCGAGCUGAAGGACUCAUUAGACUGGAUAAAAUACAACUAUCAUGAAACAUAUGACCUGUCACACCGCACCGUGAAGGAUAAUGUGGAGCGCGUGGACACGCUACACCUCAGCCCAGAAGAGUUCAUCCGGCGCUUCGAGCGGCCUUACAAGCCUGUUGUCCUGCAGAGCAGCCAGGAGACCUGGCCCGCCCGGGAAAAGUGGACCCUUGAGCGCCUUAAACGCAAAUACCGCAACCAGAAAUUCAAAUGCGGAGAGGACAACGAUGGGUACUCUGUGAAGAUGAAGAUGAAGUACUACAUGGAGUACCUGGAGACCACCAGGGACGACAGCCCGCUCUACAUCUUCGACAGCAGCUACGGUGAACACGCCAAACGCCGCAAACUACUGGAGGACUACCAGGUGCCGCUCUUCUUCAGGGACGACCUGUUCCAGUUUGCAGGGGAGAAGCGCAGACCACCGUACAGGUCAGAUCAUUUCACUUUCCAGAUAAUUACAUUUCACCUCCAUGAGUUUUAUCAAUGA
Notothenia coriiceps (black rockcod) is the source of this 1240-nucleotide messenger RNA. RefSeq names its product bifunctional arginine demethylase and lysyl-hydroxylase JMJD6-like. Gene Ontology annotation, molecular function: P-TEFb complex binding; histone H4R3 demethylase activity. Bases 665 to 1240 code for a protein of 191 amino acids. Gene Ontology annotation, cellular component: cytoplasm; nucleus. Gene Ontology annotation, biological process: phagocytosis. The record is from RefSeq and is a predicted model, not a curated record. NCBI's taxonomy places the organism in Eukaryota, Metazoa, Chordata, Actinopteri, Perciformes, Nototheniidae. The transcript has 2 exons.